Molecule: messenger RNA, 798 nt
Organism: Sclerotinia borealis F-4128
Lineage: Eukaryota; Fungi; Ascomycota; Leotiomycetes; Helotiales; Sclerotiniaceae
Source: the annotation of a GenBank genome assembly
AUGGUCGACGUUGUCUCAAUCAUCAUCGCCGUUGUUUCUCUGCUUGGCUCACUCGUGGCAGCAGGAUUCACAGGAUGGAUCUCAUACUAUUUGGACCAGGCCAAACAGCGCAAAGCCACUAAGGCUCUAAUCCACAAAUAUCGAGACCCUCUAACACUCGCCGCAUGGGAUCUCCAAUCUCGAAUCUGGGGCCUCGUUAAUAAGUUGCUUGACUAUUAUGAGGAUGAAGAAAAGAAGGAAAAUAUAUAUGUUUACACCGCCUUUUUGAUUGGGCAAUAUCUUUCGUGGACAUAUAUUUUACGUCGACAAGCACAAUUCAUGCAGUUUUCGACGGAAAAAACAAACCAGCAACUCAGUCAGAUCCUGGACGCUAUUACGGAACAGUUGAGCCUGGACAGAAACUUGGGCGAGGACCCGUUCAUGCUUUGGCGCGGACAGCAGAUGGCCAUCGGAGAGUUGAUGACUCUGCAAGAAGAGGAAGGACAGCUCUACUGCAUGGGAUUUGCAGCAUUCUCACAAAAAUACCAUAAUGACCCCGUGUUUAAAGGUUGGUUUCUACCAAUCGAAAGGGGUGUCAAUCUGCUUGUACAUGCGCGUCAACGAAAGGAUCAUGUCGCGACUUUCAGAUUGCGUCGCCUGCAGCAUCUCCUGAUUGAUUUGGUUCUUCUUCUGGAUUUUCAUCGUGCGACAAGUGGGCCCAAUAAACAAUUGAAGGUGGAUGCCGCUGCAUAUGAGUGCAAAUGCGACAACUGUCCCGGGACCACCGUGGCGCCUCCGACUGAGAAGCUGUCAGUAUAA